AACCUAAACAACUGCAGUGCCUAUAAAUCUGCAAAGAACCCAAGUCAUAUCACACCACCAUACAAGUGCAACACUGCGGACUAUCUCGUCCAAUCGCUUGUCACUCUCGAUAAAAUAUUUGUAUCCUCUCGUAUAAUUUAACCAUUCAUCAAAGAUACACACCGUAGACUCUAACAAGCAAAUACCUACAAAAAAAAAAAACUAAAACCUUAUCUCUUUCACUAUCUCAUUGCAGAAUCCGCCGAACAAAAAUGACGCACCAUCGCCGCCGCCGACACCAUUGACGUCGAACAGCCCAACAUCAUUUCGUUCAGCAACAACUCGCAUCAGAGCAACAACAAACAAAUACCAAAAAGACAGAAAAAAAAAGAAUUCCAAUCAAUCACCAUCACUCGCGCGAGCUCGCCAAGGAUCAUCAACCCCAGAGAUACAAAUAACGCGCUGCUGUCCCUCCUCCCACAUAUACACUCGCUCAAAGUCCUUCCAUCCGUGGUGUCCUCAACCUGCCAAAAAAAAAAAAAAACAACAAAAACUAUCAAAUCAUGCUGCAACAUCCACCAUGGCAAUGGCUCCUGCUAACGCUAAUCCUCCUAAAACAAGCCGACAGCUUUUGUCCGUCAAAGUGUCAGUGCAUGGGAGGCGACUCCAAUUCCCAAGCCUACUGUGUGAAUGCGGCCCUCGAAGAUGUCCCCAUUCAACUAAAUCCCGAAACAAAGUACAUAAAUUUAACCUUAAACAAAAUUCGCAAUGUCGAAUUCACCCUCCCGUUCUACAUGAAAUUGGAGGUCUUGGAUCUCUCACAAAAUAUCAUCGAAACUUUGGGGUCGAAAAAUUUCGAAUAUCAAAGCGAAAUGCGAACACUAAACUUGAGUGGUAAUAGUGUUUCGAGUUUGAAUAAGGAUGCAUUCAAGGGUCUGACGAAUUUGUUGUUGUUGGAUCUGAGUUUCAAUCGAAUCGAAGUGGUGCAUCCGACCGCAAUGAAUGAUUUGACCAGUCUUAUCGAACUGGAUCUGACAAAUAAUUUGAUUGUGAGCUUGGAAGAUGGUGUCUUUAGGAAUAUGAUAUCGCUGGAGAUACUCAUAUUCAAGAAUAAUCAGUUGCUGGAUGUGCCGGCGAGUAAUUUGGUGCAUUUGCAUGCGUUGAAGUCGUUGGAUUUGUCGGUUAAUCUGAUAGAGUUUGUGCGGAAUGACAGUUUUGAAGGCCUGAGGGAUUUGAUGAUGGUGAAUCUAAGAGGCAAUGUCAUUUCGGAAUUGGAUUUGAGUUCAUUCGAUGGACUAUCGGCGCUGAAACAAAUGGAUAUGGCAGAUAAUAAUUUGACGAUUGUGCCAACACAGCAACUAUCGAAAUUGUCAAAUCUAACACAUCUAUCAUUAAGUGGAAAUCGAUUUACACACAUUCCAGCUGUGGCCUUGCUUAAUUUAUUUCAUCUAAGGGAAUUGCACUUAAAUCGAUUGGAUCGACUUGUAAAGAUUGAUUCAAGGGCAUUUGUGGACAAUACUCAUUUGCAGUCAUUUGAUCUCAACUACAAUCCAUUAUUUUCCGAUCUACCAAUGCGACUUUUUCAAGGAAAUCCAAACAUCAUGGACAUCUCGAUGCAAGGCAAUAACCUACAAACUUUAGAUGCAGCCCAAUUCCCUGUUGACAGGAUACAGAGGCUCUAUUUGGGUGACAACCCUCUCCAAUGCAAUUGUUCACUUCUAUGGCUUUGGAGAUUAGUAACCGGUAAUUUUGACGAACCAACAUCACAAAAACCAGCUAGCAAUAGCACACACCCUGACUCAUCCUCAAGCUAUCUCAAAUUGGACAAUGAUCGAAUCAGUUGUGACAUUUGGCAGGAUAAUAUACGAACGCGACGCCUCCUACAUUCAAUGUCUGAAAGUGAGAUAACAUGUCCGGCGCACAUUGUCACAAUUGUUUGUGCAAUUCUCACGUGUCUGGUGGUCGUUAUGACCGGAGCGAGUGUAGUCUUCUACCUGAGAUUCGUUAAACGCCGAAGAAAACUCCUUCAAGAUCGACGGGCUGUCAAAGCAGUGGUAAAUGUACAUGACAGGAUAAUGCAACAACAUCCUUCUCAUCAUCAUUUCCAAUCACAUCCACAAGUGGACAAACUUGAGCUCGAACGAUAUUUGGCUGCACAAGCAAUUGCCAAUGAAUAUCGUGCCUUAAAGCCAUGGGAAUUGCCCGUGAAAGAGGCCCUUGAUGAGCCUGAGCAUUUGUAUGAGAAAUUCGAUCAUUAUGAAUAUCCAGAUACACAUACGAUGACAAAACCUCAUGUUGUUUAUGUAUGACUUUUAAAGGAUAAAAAAACUCGUUAUUGCUUUAAUCAAAAUUAUAAACACUUAGGAUAAAUACAAGUUCAAAUGAAAAAAUCAAGCAAAAAAUUAAAAAAACAAAAAAUACACAAACAAAAAAAUGACACAAAAAUUUUAAGGAUUUUACUAAUGCGAUGAAAAUAUAAAAUAAAAAAUAACACCAAUUUAACAUUCAUAAAUAUAAUUUUAAUAAAAAAAAAGAGAAGGUGUUUUGUGUAUAAAUGAGGAAAAGGUGAGGAGAAGUAUGAGUGAAUGUACUAUUGUUAAUUUUUUGUACUGCUAAAUAAUAUUAAAACAAAAACAUAUAUAAAAAACAACUACAACAACUACAGGUGUUAACUAGCUGUAGAUUAAUAUUUUUAAUUUAAAAAAAAAAAAACAAAACAAAACAACAUAUAUGUAAACUUAAUUAUAUAAUAAACAACAUAUAUAUAAUAUAUAUAAUUAUUUUUUUGCCAAUAUAUAAAUUAAAAAAAAUAUAAAACUUAAAAAUAAAAACAAAAAAAUUAACCUGUAGAAUUAAACAAAGUAAAUUGA
Messenger RNA from Episyrphus balteatus (marmalade hoverfly), 2849 nucleotides. RefSeq names its product leucine-rich repeat-containing protein 4C. NCBI's taxonomy places the organism in Eukaryota, Metazoa, Arthropoda, Insecta, Diptera, Syrphidae. The record is from RefSeq and is a predicted model, not a curated record. The transcript is spliced from 3 exons. Gene Ontology annotation, molecular function: protein binding. The coding region runs from base 543 to 2288 and encodes 581 amino acids.